GUGAACGACGCUUCGUUAGUGUGUUUUCUUCUUUUGAAUUCACUCCAUAGUAAAAAUUUGUGUUUGGUCAGUGUUUGAAAGUGGAAGUGUGUAUAUUUGAAGAGAAAGAGAGAAGAAAAAAACUGCGAUGAUGAAGACCGUAUUUCGUCAAUAAUGUUUUUUCAUCGGAUUGGAUUUAUUCAUUUCGGUUGAGGUUAUUUUGUGUAGAACCAUAGACUUUUCUUUUGCAAAAAACCAUGAAAUAUCCGAACAAUGCAACGUAAUUUCAUACAUUUUCGGAUGAAAACGGCCAACCAACUCUAACCGAUUCAUUAGAUUUUUAAUUCGGCAAAUAUUCCGUUUUAGUGUAAAAUAGUAAUAGAGAAUCAUCAACGUAACUGCUACUGGUCGCAUUUCGGUCAGGGCAAAGCGAAACAUUCAAAUUCAGCAAAUCUUCGGUCGAUGAUUCAAUGGUCAAAGGUGCAUAAAAUCAACAGUUCAAAUUUUCAGAUUGACAACAAAACGAUAAGGUGGAAAAUUGGAUGCUCAGCCAGCUAAAAUCACACAGUCAGUCAGUCAAUUGGUGAUUUAUUGGUAUAUGAAAAAUCAAUGCGUGGAUGCACAGCAAACGAUAAAGACUGAAAAAAACAUACAAAACGGAAGUGGGCUAGAAAAGUGGCGAUUUCCAAAUAGCCAGAGCAACGACAUAUAGUGAAAUGAACAAAAUAACACUACCAAACAAUUUUCGCACCAAUCAAUGUGAACAACCGAUGAAUAAUAGGCAAACAAAGAGUUACAUACAAACCAUAAAAUAAUAUUAAUUAAAACAUUGCAGUCGAUCGAAUAUUGUGAGUAAUAUUUAUAAUUCAAAUUAUAUUUGGAUGUGUCUAAAGUCCGGCUUGUGUAUAAAGUUGAAUUUGACGGAAUAACAAACAAAAAAAUAACAAAGUGGCCGAUAAGUUCAAAAGCGAAAUACGGAAAGCGCCCCAAUUUAGUUAGAUACUUAUUCCGUGUGGUGCUGUUUGGGAUUUUUGCAUACUGUCAUCGACAUCAAUUUGAUUGAGUAUUUCGUAAAUUUGUGUUCCAUUAAUCUAAUCAUCACACACACACAUACAUCAACAUGAAUAGGCGUUGUAUGUUGAUCAUCUUGCUACUAUGUGUACUCAAAAUAAGUCAAAGUGAUGAUUUGACAGGCGAUGAAUUGACGGACAAUGAUUACACCUAUGAUGAUGAGAAUGAAAGUAGUAAGGAAACUACGGUGCCAAUUGUCACAGAGGUUACAGCAUCAAUACCGAACACGAGUGAGAUAUCGGCUGGUUCGAUCACAACAAUUGAAUUGGCAACGCUAACACCAAUAGAAGACAUCACAACCCUCUCAACGAUACCCAUUGAAACAACCACACAAGAAUUAGAAGAAUCGAAAUGCCCAAAGGGUUGUAAAUGUUCGGAAGUUUUCAAAUCUGUGGAUUGUUCGCAUCAAAAAUUAGUGCAAAUACCAAAAAAUCUCCCACACAAUACGGUUCAACUUAACUUAAGUCAUAACUUAUUGACGACGCUUAAUGUCAGUGAUCUGAUCAAAUAUAGUGAACUACAACAAUUAACUCUGAAUGACAAUCAAAUUGAAACAAUUGUCAAUACUUAUGAAUUUUCUCAGUUACCAAAUCUAGAACAUAUCGAUUUAUCGUCAAAUGUGCUGAAGCCAUUGCAUGGAACUGAAUUUUCAAAGGCUCGAAAAUUGACCACGUUAUUUCUAACGGGCAAUAAAAAUGUGAUCGCUUCAAAUGUGCCAAUUGUUCAAUACAAAUUGAAAACAUUGAACUUGGCCAACUGCAGCAUUACUCAAUUGUCGGAUAAUAUUUUCCAAAAUCUAUCCACUUUGGUUUCAUUGUACUUGGAAAACAAUCCACUUGACUCGGCAUUGAAUGUAAAAGCAUUCAAAUAUUUGGUUAAUUUACGGGUAAUGAAUCUACCAACACUGUCGCGAGACGUUGUCCCCAAUUUAUGCAAAGAAUUAGGAUCAAUUGAUAUAAUACACUUGACUCAAGAGACGUAUGAUAUCAGUUGUUUCCUACUAACAUCUGGAUCCACAUUUGAUGAGAGCAUCAUAGUCUAUGGCCAACCAACACUUUCAUCGUUCGAUAUUGACAGUAACGAUUUGUAUAAGGAUCGUACUACAUUGAAGCCGCAACGAAAAAAGACAACCGCACAGAAGCCAGUGAUAGCUACAAUGACGAAGGAAACAAAAGAAUCAGCUGUUGUUGAGCCAGCAUCGUCGCAGAAAAUCAGCACAUUUUCGCAGGAAACUAAAACUGAGAAAGCCAUAAAUGGCACGGAUUCGACGGAGAAAGACGAUACGAAACAAGCCAAAGUAGAUGUACCACAACAUAUCAUCUACAUGCUUCUAAUUGGGCUUAUUGCAGUGACAUUAGUUGCACUGUUGAUCGGUGUGUUUUGUCGACUUGACUGUUGUGGCAUUAAAACAAAAUGCUGCCGACGACAUCACAACCGGGCCGAAACCGAAGAUCGAGUACAACCUCAUGAGGAAAUUCCAUUGAACAAAGUUUAAGAAAAUUAUACAAAUCAUUUCGAUUCCACAUUCAACUCCAUUUCUUUCUUUCUAAGCGAUUUAUUGUGUUACGCUUCAACAUUCAAGACCUUUUAAUGACAUAUUAAUUAGUUAGAACGUAAUAGGUCUCUAGGACAAAGUGAUGGUUUUGUGUUUGUUUGUUUUUUCUCUCUCUCUCUUUUGAGCAAAUACAAAUGAUAAUUGUAUUUGUAAGAUUAAGUUAAUUUAUAUAGGUAUAUAUAUAUUUUGAGUAAACUUUCUAUACAGCCUUAGCUUGAACCAAAUUGUAUGCAUAAAACUAAGUGAACAAUGAGCAUUUUAUGCUUGAUUUAGUUGUAAUGAUUAUUUUUCCUCAAAAUUGUAUUAAAAAUACAUUAAAUGAGCACAAAAAAGCAACAAAUUCGGGAUUGAGAUGGUCUCGAUUGAGCACAUUUGAAAUAAAGAAAUUAUUUAAAUUUAAAGAAAACACUCUCUCGGUGGGUAGCAACCAUGAUAAGUAAAUUGAAUGUGUAUAUUUUGAUUAUUAUUUUUGUUUUUCACAUCGAAAAUGGUGGAUGAGACGUUUAAUAAACGUGAUGCUAUUCAAUAAUAUCAA
This is a messenger RNA of Sitodiplosis mosellana (orange wheat blossom midge), 3140 nucleotides long. Its product is annotated as trophoblast glycoprotein. Bases 1100 to 2545 code for a protein of 481 amino acids. The record is from RefSeq and is a predicted model, not a curated record. Lineage: Eukaryota; Metazoa; Arthropoda; Insecta; Diptera; Cecidomyiidae. Gene Ontology annotation, molecular function: protein binding. The transcript has 9 exons.